AUGGAGUCGUUUCGUACCUCUUGCCUCACAGUUCAGUAUACACCAUCUAUUGGUACUGCUGCUGUUUUCAUUGUCCUCUUACUGAAUUCUGCCUUGGCGAAUGCCGCUGACGGAGCUCCGGUAGUUCUUCCUGCACGUCCGCCAAGUCCAGCAGAGCAGCCACCGAGCAGUGGCACUGGCCAGGCCCUGCCAGCGCCAGUUCCGUCACUGAACCUGCCACCACCGAACCUCGGCCUCCCGCCACCGCCGUCGCUGCCCCGUCACCCUAGCUGCGACAGUCGCAUCGACUUUUCGUCACACUUUCACGGUUUCGCGCAGACACACGGCGGUCACGAUCAUCGAAACUGGUACCUGUCAUCUUUGUACAGACCGAUGGUGCCGGCUGGGGGUUCCGAUCCGUAUACAUAUGCGCGGUUCAGGAAGCCGUAUGCUGCUGGUGAUGCUGCACUGCUUGUGUCUCCGCUGUACAAUAGUCAGGUGUUUGGCACUCCAGGGCUAGACUCUGUCCUGGGUACAUGCUAUCUGGAGUUUGAUUACUUCACCCGGGGUGCAUUGAUCAGAGCUUCUGUUCACAGCGGACGUGUUAAGGACUCGUUUGAAGGUCUCUUUGACCGUCAGCACGUGGCCUGGGCCUCUGACAACAGUGUGGAUUCAGUCAACUCGCCACCUUCAGUGCAGCUAGGUAACAAUUGGAAGCGCGCUAGCAUCAGUUUGAACGAACGUCCACUGGAUCAACCAUUCAUGGUUGCAUUUGAAGGUGUAUGCGGUCCAGGGGUGUGUACACCAUUUGGUAUUGCAGCCAUAUCAUCAGUACAGCUCAACAGUGGUUGUUGCCUCAGAGAAGCCUUUGAAACAUCAGGUUGCAGCAGCAGUGUGGCGACAUUUGAUGAAGGUCUGGACGGUUUCGUACAGUGCAACAUUGACAUGCUGGAUUGGACACGUCACUAUGGCCCAGUGCUCAGUAUUCAAACCGGACCCAGGGCGGACCAUACCUCUGGAAAAGGUGCUUACAUGUACGUGGAGAGCAACUACCGUACCAUCAAGGCCAAGGGAGACACAGCUGUGAUGACCUCACCGCCAUGGACUUUAACUACUGUCACACCGCAGUGCUCCUUGACGUUCUGGUAUAUGAUGAAUGGACCUAAGAUGGGCAGUUUGGAGGUGUACGUAAAAGCUGUGGUUGGUGGCAGCACUGGUGACAGUGAUGUCAUGGUUUUCAACGAGACUGGUGACAAAGGUAAUCAGUGGUACAGGGCUAUCAUUGACUUGUCAGAACACAAAGGCUCCACCAUUACGGUGUCAUUCCACGGUGUUCUUGAAGCAUCUCUAACAAGUGAUAUAGCAAUCGAUGAUGUCCAGCUCUCCAAGGAUUGCUGUGCACGGGCUGACGAUGCGCCAACAGCAGUUGCCGCACAACCCAUCACGGCCGCUGGUGUUGCAGCCCCAGAUUCACCCACUGUGCAGUCUCCCACAACGGAGAGCGAGAAGAAAAAGAAACGGCUAUCCAGGACAGCACUGAUCAUUGGUAUAGCCCUGCCAAUAGCCAUCAUACUCCUCAUCGUUAUCAUCUACAUCAUUGUGAAGGCUAUACUAGCAUACCGGGCUAGCAAACAGCACGGUGAACCUCAACACUAUCGCCAGGAGGAUGAUGUUAGCAAUGUGGCACCUGAUGACAUCGCUACAAACACAGCUACGGAUAUGGAUGAGGCUACCAUGUAGCAGCACAGUGGCAACUAGCCAAUGUGUCGUUCAGAGACCUUCUUCAAGUCAUAGUGCUAUGCUGUCAUGCAUAUCACUCCUCACAGCACAGGAUGUGCACAUUCUUUGCUCAUAUUUGCAGUCUUAUUUUGCAGUCUUAUGCUGAUUGCUAUGGGAUUAUCAAGACCUUGCAAAGGUCAUAACGUUCUAUGCAGAGCUGGUAUCACUGUGUGUACGGCUGCACUGAACUUACACAGCAAACCUAACGGGAGGAAAAAUGAUGAAGUUGCUGAAAACGUGGCGUUUUCUUUUAACCCCUUA
This is a messenger RNA of Sycon ciliatum, 2019 nucleotides long. Its product is annotated as MAM and LDL-receptor class A domain-containing protein 1-like. Gene Ontology annotation, cellular component: membrane. The transcript is spliced from 10 exons. The coding region runs from base 1 to 1719 and encodes 572 amino acids. Lineage: Eukaryota; Metazoa; Porifera; Calcarea; Leucosolenida; Sycettidae. The record is from RefSeq and is a predicted model, not a curated record.